This is a messenger RNA of Coffea arabica (coffee), 990 nucleotides long. Lineage: Eukaryota; Viridiplantae; Streptophyta; Magnoliopsida; Gentianales; Rubiaceae. The record is from RefSeq and is a predicted model, not a curated record.
AUGGAGGUUAACCAAAUGGCUACUGCCAUUAAUAGGAUUACUGACAUCCUAGAACGAUUAGCUGAGAGACAGGAACCAGUGCCAGUUAACCAACCUGGGGGCCAGGAUAGAGGGGAAGAUAGAACCUUAGAGAGAUUCUUAAAGUUCAACCCGCCUAAGUUCAUUGGUGAGCCUGAUCCUGAGUUUCUCCCGCCCUUAGUUCAAGAGAAACGGGAGGACGAAUUCAUAAAAGUGAAGCAGGGGGCGUCUAGUGUGGCUGAGUAUGAAGGAAAAUUUACUAGACUUUCUAGAUACGCCCCAGAAUUGGUAGCCACUAAGAGGAGAAGGAUAAGGCGAUUUGUACAAGGACUUAACGUGGAGAUUCAAGAGGGGUUAGCAGCGGCCCAAAUCUCUACUUUCACUGAAGCCCUAGAGAAGGCGCAGAGAGUCGAAAGUGCAAGGCUGCAAGUUAAGGAUUUUCAUGCCAAAAAAAGGGGCACUUCUAGUCAUCCUCUUGGACAAGCAGAUAAGGGUGCCCCACCUUCUAAAAAGGAAAAAGGAACGGGAGGAAUAGAGACAUCUGGUACACAAAAAAAGACUCAAUCAAGAGGAGGCCACAAUGGAAGGGAUCAACCGAGGGAGACUCCUCCAAGUGGUCAGCCUGUGGCUCCUCAAGUUAUUUGUGGUUAUUGUCGCAAGCCUAACCAUACAGAGAAUGAAUGCUGGAAGAAAACGGGAAAGUGUUUGUAUUGUGGCAGCACUGAGCAUCAGAUCGCGAACUGUCCAAGUAUACCGAAUGAAGGAGGUAGUACUCAAAGGCUUGAAAAGUCAACUGCAAAGCAGUCUAGUGCUGGAGGAAGUCGAUCUAAAGCACCAGCUAGGGUUUAUGCAUUAGGCUAUCAACAGGUUUCCAAUCCCGUUAAGGUCAUUGAAGGUAUGAUUUUUGCUUUCUAUUGUUUAGUUAAGGUUCUAAGUGACUAUAGUACGACGCACACUUUUACAAAAUCCUAG